Messenger RNA from Parnassius mnemosyne (clouded apollo), 3561 nucleotides. Lineage: Eukaryota; Metazoa; Arthropoda; Insecta; Lepidoptera; Papilionidae. The record is from the annotation of a GenBank genome assembly.
AUGUCGAUUGGUAAAAUAUCGGAAUUUAAAGUGGCCACAGACAAUUGGAAACUAUAUGUGGAAAGGCUCGAACAAUUCUUUGUUGUGAACAAAAUAUCAAGUGAGCUACAUGUACCUACAUUAAUCACGGUUAUGGGGGCGGAGAGUUAUGAACUACUCGUGAGUUUGUGUACCCCGGAAAAACCCACAUCAAAAACGUUUUUAGAGCUAACAAAAAUUUUGGAAAAUUACCUUCAACCAAAACCCAGCGAGCUGGCUGAAAGAUUUAAAUUCCGACAAAGAAAACAAAGGGACGGUGAAAGUAUAUCAGAAUAUGUAACGGACCUAAAGAAAAUGUCGAAAACUUGCGAGUUUGGUAGCUUGUUGCAAGAAAGUUUGCGCGAUCAGUUCGUAUGCGGUAUCAGUAGUGAAACAAUUCGGCAGAGAUUAUUUGCCGAAAGCAAACUAGACUUUGGCAAGGCUUAUCAAUUAGCCGUGAGUAUGGAGGCGGCGGAGAAGGAUGCAGCCAGCGUCGAUGUGCAUCCGAAAAUAUCUGGAGACUCGAGCGCAUCCACAAACUGCUACGCGAUGGUCAGUACAAGACGGACCGGGCGCGCGAUCGGUUGUGACGGCGAGCGGCGCGCGGGCAGUAAGGGCGAGGUCAGGAUGCGUGGCAGAGCAUCCAGGAUAGCAGCAGCAACGCCCACCGGGCCGAGGGUAUCAACAUCGGUGCUGGAUGAUCGACGACGACACCAGCGCGAGUGUCGCGCGUGCGGUAAUGCACACGAUGUAGUGACCUGCAAGUUUGCUCGCUACGUGUGUCGAGUCUGCAAUAAACAAGGGCAUUUACAAAGGAUGUGUCCUUAUCUAGCAGGACAACACAGCCUCAACGUGGUGCAGAGUGAGACUGACAGUUUAUUAAACAGUGAAGAAAGUGACGAGGUAAUGGUUUGCAUUAAUCAAUUAAGCGUUAGUCAUUACAAACCAUUGUUUAUAUCAUUAACAGUACACGGUAGGGAUGUUCAAAUGGAAUGUGAUACAGGCAGUGCCGUUUCAUGUAUUAGCUACGAGUUAUAUAAACAACAAUUCAGUAACCUAAAACUGAAUAUGUGUCCUUUGUUGCUAAGGUACUAUACGGGUGAACAAGUGAAACCUGUGGGUGUGAUAAGGCCUUUAGUAAAGUACAAAGAUAAAGAAAAGCAUCUCGAUUUAUAUGUUAUUCAAAAUGGCAAAAGUAUAUUGUUAGGCAGACAAUGGUUGGCAGAACUCAAUAUACAGUUACCCCCAUUUGGAAGCUUAAACUGUUUAUCGAAUGAUGUUUUUAACUUAAACGAUUUCAGUUCCAGAUAUUGUAAGGUGUUCGCGGACGGCCUGAGACGGUUCACUGGGCCGCCGGUGAGCAUCCGUGUGCGGGAGGGAGCGCAGCCCGUGUUCAUGCGAGCGCGUCCGCUGGCUUAUGCGUUGCGUGCACCCGUGGAGCGCGCACUCGAGCAGCUGGUGGCGGACGGUAUUCUCACACCCGUCGACCGCUCCGACUGGGCGACUCCCAUUGUGCCCGUAGUGAAAAAAGACGGUAAAAUUAGGAUUUGCGCCGAUUAUAAGUUAACUUUAAAUAAAGUUAUAGAAGUCGACCGUUAUCCUUUGCCUAGAGUAGAAGACUUACUGGUACGUUUACAAGGGGGGCAGAGGUUCAGUAAAAUUGACCUUUCACAAGCUUACGCACAAUUUGUACUUGACGAAUCUGCCAAAUAUACGGUGAUCAACACACAUAAAGGUUUGUUUAGGUAUAACCGCUUAGUAUACGGCUUAUCAUCAAGCCCUGGCAUUUUUCAAAAACAUUUAGAGCAAUUAUUUAAUCUACCGUAUGUAGGCGUAUUUUUGGACGAUAUAAUUAUUACAGGGCGCAACACAGAGGAGCAUAUUAGUAAUUUACAUAAAGUAUUUGACCGUUUGCAGUCGUACGGACUUCGAGUUAAAAAGGAAAAGUGUGUAUUUUUUGCUGAAUCAGUCUAUUACUUAGGUUAUGUAAUUAGUAAGGAUGGUAUUCACACUUGUCCGGAUAAGAUUAAGGCAAUAGUAGACACUCCCGUUCCUACGAACGUGUCUGAGUUAAGGGCCUAUAUAGGAAUGAUAAUGUAUUAUGCAAAAUUCGUAAAAAAUAUCAGCACUAUUCUCGCACCCUUAUAUAAUUUAUUGCGUACGGGAAUAAAAUUUGAUUGGUGUGACGAUUGUCAAAGAGCCUUUAAAAAGGUAAAAGAACUAUUGAGUUCUAGUAAAAUUCUAAUGCAUUACUCUAGCGAUUUGCCUAUUGUGCUGACGUGUGAUGCGAGUAGCGUGGGUGUAGGUGCAGUGAUCUCGCACCUGACGCCAGAGGGCGAGCGGCCGGUGGCGUAUGCGUCGCGCUCGCUCACGGCUGCAGAGCGAGCCUACUCGCAGAUCGAUCGGGAGGCGCUCGCUAUUGUGUUCGGUGUAAGAAAAUAUCAUCAGUAUCUUUAUGGGCGAAAAUUCAUAUUGCGUACGGACCAUAAACCGUUAACACACAUAUUCGGUAAAAAAACGGGAAUACCGGUUAUGGCCGCUUCACGUAUCCAACGUUGGGCCGUACUUUUAUCUGGUUACGACUACAAUAUCGAAUACGUAACGUCUAAUAAAAAUUGCGCCGACGGUUUAUCAAGAUUACCAAUUUCUUCUAAUAAUAAAAAAACGAUAAAUAGAGAAAUUACUUAUAUUAACUUCGUUGAAAAUUUUUUACCGGUUACUAAUGAGGAUGUUACGAAGGCGACUUCAAAGGAUAUUAUUCUUAGUAGAAUUUUCGCCUAUAUCAAAUCGGGUUGGCCGACAGUUUGCCCUGGUGAAGAGGUUAAACCUUAUUUUGUUAGGCGCAAUGAACUAUAUUUAGAUAACGGGUCGAUUAUGUGGGGGUAUAGAAUGGUAAUACCUUCAUAUUUACGUCCAAUUAUUUUAAAACAACUACACAGCAGCCACAUGGGUAUUGUGAAAACUAAGGGGCUGGCACGGAGUUAUGUGUGGUGGCCGAACAUCGAUGCGGAUGUGGAAGCGCUAUGCCGAAGCUGCGAGACCUGCGCCUCUGAGGCGGACGCCCCGCCGCGCGCGCCUCCUAACCCCUGGCCCUACUUGCCUCCCUGGCCUAGAGUUCACAUAGACUUCCUAGGACCGUAUAAAGGUAAAACUUAUUUAGUUUUAAUAGAUUCGAGCUCGAAAUGGCUUGAAAUUAUUGAAGUAGCGCGAACGAAUGCGACUUCCAUUGUUAAGGUGCUGAGGUCAAUAUUUGCAAGAUUCGGUUUGCCAUUAGAACUAGUGUCUGACCAGGGACCACCUUUCACAAGUAUUGAAUUUAAAAGUUUUUUGAAAAAUAAUGGCAUUCAGCAAAGGUUUUCACCGGCGUACCACCCUGCAUCUAAUGGGGCAGCGGAAAAUGCUGUUAAGCUGUGUAAGAGGGCAAUUAAAAAGGCUUAUAGGGAUGACGUAGAUAUUGAUACCGCCCUACAAACCUUUUUACUAAGCUAUCGCAACAGUAAGCAAAGCACCACGGGUGAGAGCCCAGCGAUGCUGCUGCAGUGA